AUGGUCGCCUUCAAAGCCGCAACAGCGUUCACCCUCCUCUUCGCCCUGCAGGCCCUCGCCGUGAGCCCAGACUCGUACGGCUCCACCAAGGUGCGCUCUGCAAAGAAUGAGCAGCGCCAGGCCGCGCAGAAGCCUCCAGUCCUCCAGCCACAGCCCAGCCAGAUCCCAGAUCCCACCCUGGCCGCUGGCAACGGCAACGGCAAGAACCAGCAGUUCAUCACCGGCCAGUGUACCGACUCUACCGACUGCGGUGCCCAGCAGUCCGACCUGACCAAGGUCUGCUGCGCCUCUGUCGUCGACCAGGCCACCGGCAAGACGGUCGGCACAUGCUCCGGCUCCGCAGUUGGCAACGCUGCCCCUAAGCUCGGAUGCGGCUUCGGUGACGGCAAGGCGAACUCCGGCGCGGGCGCCGCCCAGGCCUCGGCCGGCGGUGCUGCGAGUGGCGGCAGCGCGACCAACACCGCCUCUGGCUCCGCAAGCUCUGGCACCGCGUCCAGCGGCAGCGCAGGUGCCGCUUCUGGUGGUACUUGCCCUCCUAAGUCCACGAACGACAGCCUUGGGCCUGGCAACAUUGGCGUCGCUGGCAAGCAGUUUGUCACCGGCCAGUGCACCAGUGACGCCAACUGCGCUUCCAACUGCUGCGUCCUCGGUGGUGGCACUGACAAGUCUAUUGCUGUCUGCCGUAACGAGCCUGCUCUGAAGCCCACCGAGAAGUGUGGGUUCUCAUGCACCGCUUAA
Molecule: messenger RNA, 738 nt
Organism: Diaporthe amygdali
Lineage: Eukaryota; Fungi; Ascomycota; Sordariomycetes; Diaporthales; Diaporthaceae
Product: glycoside hydrolase family 75 protein
Exons: 1
Coding region: 1-738 (245 amino acids)
Source: RefSeq, a predicted model, not a curated record